This is a messenger RNA of Phalaenopsis equestris, 390 nucleotides long. RefSeq names its product alpha-ketoglutarate-dependent dioxygenase alkB-like. The transcript has 2 exons. The annotation marks the transcript as partial. The record is from RefSeq and is a predicted model, not a curated record. Lineage: Eukaryota; Viridiplantae; Streptophyta; Magnoliopsida; Asparagales; Orchidaceae.
UUCGUAAGACAUACGAACUGAGUGGUAUGUGUGUUAAUCUUACUAUUAAUAAAUAAUAAAAUUUGAGGACAUCGAGUCUUGGAGAUGAGGAACGCCGCAGGCCGCUAGCUAUGUACGGAAUGUCGGAGACCGUCGACGCCACCGCUCCCGUCGAGGUCGACGCUGAGAGGACCGCUUUUCGAAGGACUGAGAAGUUAUACAAGCUUUACAAAACUGAAGCUCCCAAACGUCGAAAAAACCUGGCACAUAGGAAGACGGAUCUCUCUGGUGUUGUUGAUUUCCAUUCCGUUCUCAAAUCAUUCAGACAAGAUGGCGCAACUCCUGCUGGGAUCUUCAAGUACGAGUGCAAGGGUUUCAGACUACCAGUUUUCUGUUUCGAAAAACGCCCAG